Exaiptasia diaphana is the source of this 4196-nucleotide messenger RNA. RefSeq names its product putative neurotrophin receptor LTRK 1. The record is from RefSeq and is a predicted model, not a curated record. The transcript has 11 exons. The coding region runs from base 79 to 2703 and encodes 874 amino acids. Gene Ontology annotation, biological process: cell surface receptor protein tyrosine kinase signaling pathway; positive regulation of kinase activity; multicellular organism development. Gene Ontology annotation, molecular function: transmembrane receptor protein tyrosine kinase activity; ATP binding. Lineage: Eukaryota; Metazoa; Cnidaria; Anthozoa; Actiniaria; Aiptasiidae. Gene Ontology annotation, cellular component: signaling receptor complex.
UUAACAGGAUUACGAUUAAAUUCAAAACUGAUGAAAAUAAUCAUCACAGUUUGUAGGAUUUACUAGCAAGAUUGGGAAAUGAGUUAUCAUUUUCUUGUUGGAGGUGUUUUCCUCGUCGUUACAACGAUGUCACAUGGACAGAAGAACUAUACAGGUUGUUCUACAAGACCCGCUCAAAAACUUACAACGCCUGGAGUGUUAAGCUUCGAUCACCAAAAGUACUAUGCUCAAGAUAGCUCAAUCGUAAAACCCCACUUUGGACUAUACUAUUACACCACAUGCCGAUGGUUGGUGACGGUGCCACGUGAUCACUUCGUGUAUUUAAAAUUUCAGUCUAUAUCUUUAUACAACGAUAAGAAUUGCAAUCCGUGGUCAAAUUCGCUCAUCAUCUUUGAUUCUUCAUUCGAUUCAAACAAUAUCAAUUGGCGCUGUAAUAUUCAUGGCAGGCCAACGUUUUUGUCAUCAGGCCGUARUAUGUUGAUACGAUUUCAUCACAUGUUUGACUUUGAUAAACAUUAUAUGGGCAAUUUUGAAUUUACAGCUGUAUUGACGGCAGUCUCCAUCAAUAAUACAAAAUGUCAAUCAGGAGUAACCAAUCUUAUUGCUACAAACCAAAGUAGACAUGUCAUGACGCCACUAUUUCCAAGCUAUUCAACGCCUAGCCAGUACUGCACAUGGCUGAUCACGUCAACAUCACAACAUGUCGUUUAUUUCCGAUUCUCGCAUUUUAAAAUAGACGAAUCAGUCAAGUGUGAUGGAAGUUACUUUGAAGCACGAGAUGGCGAUAGAUCUGAUAGUCCCUUAUUGGUGAAACUGUGCGGUAGCGACUAUAAAUGUCCAAUUGUGUCAUCGGGUCGUCACAUGUGGAUAAGAUACAAGACUGGCAAAGCUCGUAACAACAUGAAUGCCUUUCGCGCUGAGUACAUURCUGUAAGAAAAGGUAUCGCUAAUGCAACAGUAUUGCUUGACAGCAACAGCACUGAGGUAAACGCUUCUAUAACCAAGGAAGACAUCAAAAGAAAUGACAACAUUACCUGUACAUGGGCCUUUAAGGUGCCGCGGGGAAGACGWUUAAACUUAACAGUGUCAUUGAUGCCACYUGUGCAACAAGGUUGCUCCAAGGAACGCAUAGAUAUCAUACGUGGUCAAAGUCUUCAUGGUCCACCCAUAAUGUCAACAAAUGUCUCUAUCACAACUGCUAGGACCGAGACAUUAGCAAUAGGUGGACAAUACUUGAUAGUUCGACUUGUCCCCAAUCGUAAAGGAACCAGUUGUACAUUUAUGAUCCAGAUAAAAAGUUGGAUUAAGACACCUCGCAUCAUCUUUACACCACCUUCCACAAUAGGUAAGGCAACCAAGCCAACASUGGUGUCAGUCCUUACCACUUCGUACCAUAUGUCAACUUCUUUCACAAGCGCUGGUGCAAACGAUGCAGAGCUACUUUCUCAGCCGGCAGAAAACWCUACCUGGACCAAUGUUGGUGUUGGAUUAGGAACUGGGGUUACUUGUAUUGUGAUUGUCAUGUGUUUCGUGGUGAUUCGAAAGAAAAUGAAAUCACAUAGAUGCAAAAGGGCUCUUCGCRGCAACGUUUGGGAAAUUGAAUCCAGCAAAGUGGUACUGCUAGAGGAACUGGGAGAAGGAGCGUUUGGUAAAGUAUGGAAAGGAUUCAUCCGGAGGAAAGACAUCUCAAACAAGAUGGAAUUAGGCCAAUUGGCUGAAAGUGGAGGAAACAGUGUUCUGGGACUACAAAAAGAGACUGCUGACCAGUCUAUGGURGUUGCUGUUAAAACACUUCAUAGUGGUGAAGAGGACACAGAAAAAAAGAACGAAUUUCUUCUUGAAAUCGAGUUCAUGAAGACUGUUGGAUACCACAGGAACAUCAUCUGCAUGCUUGCUUGCUGCACGUUGGAAGAAAAUGUGCUUUUGGUUGUGGAAUAUGCCGAAAAUGGGGAUUUGUUGACGUUCUUGAGAAAUACACGGAAAAAGAUGAUUGCAAGAGCCUCUUGUCAAACUGAAUUGUUGGGCAUCUACGGAAAUCAGGUCAACAUAACUUCCCCAGAUMGCACAGRCAGUGAAUUUCCAAUGCAAAAGUUACARAGUGAUUUCAUGUCAUUUUCAUGGCAGAUUGCCAAAGGAAUGGAAUUUUUGGCAUCAAAAAGAAUUGUCCAUCGCGAUCUCGCUGCUCGUAACAUWCUUCUAACAGAUGCUUACCUGAUCAAAGUUGCUGAUUUUGGACUGUCUCGGCAAACCACAUACAAGGAGCAAAUCUACAAGGCGCAGGGACGACGUAAGCUGCCCAUAAAAUGGAUGGCACCUGAAGCCAUUUUCGAAGAAACCUUUACAACCAAAAGUGAUGUAUGGUCAUAUGGGRUAGUUCUGUGGGAGAUAUACUCAAUGGGCGGUGCUCCCUACCCAACCAUCUCUAACGCCAAGCUAGUGCACCAACUGAGAAAGGGUCAUCGAAUGGAAAUACCAGACCUUUGCCCAGAUGACAUGUAUGAAAUUAUGAAGAGCUGCUGGAAUGGGCAAGCGGAAGAGCGACCAUCGUUCAGCGAUGUCAUCCAAAAUCUUGAGACCCURAUGACACGUGACAAUCCGUACAUUGAGUUCACGGGAAUCGACGAAAACAUGGRAUGUUAUAUGGUGCCGUCUUUUAACAGUGCUCCARAUGAGACUGACGAGGAAGAUGAUACAUUGGCAUAGGCUCUUUUAGUAGAAUCAGAGAAGAAGACGCCGAGCAGGGAAAGAGGAAAAGAAAAUAUCAAAUUAGAAUUCGAAAAGAAGAACUAGAAAGAUCUAAUGAAGGAAAUACAAUAACCGAUCAUGUUGAAUAGAAGGCCGAGAAUAGAAGAAGAACAUCAUUUCAUUUUAGACACCAAGAAAGAGCUCGUAAUUGGUGAAAUUACAAAGAUUCUAUAAGUGGACAUUUCGCCUUGCAAGAAUAUUUUUUGCCGGACCUUAUGGCUUUGCAUUAUAGAAUGUCUUUUGAAAAUCAUCCAGUUGCGAUUCGUUGUGUUUUUCAAAAGUUCCUUGUGACAAUUUGUUUUGCAAUGCUAUAGACAUAUCACUGACCAUAUUGCUAGAUUAGCGACGUGCAGACGUGCAGCUGCAUCAUUAGGCUCUAUUUGAACUCACGAUAUGGUGCAAAUCGUAAUAAAUGCAUGAAUCUUUUUGAGAACGUAGAAACUUCAGUCAGCUCAGGAUCAGUUGAUUCUUAAGCUACUGGAAAGGCUACUUGCAAGGUAUGUUGCUUAGCUUUUUAGUCAGUGCUGAAAAGUCACCACGCAAGGUAUAGCUUAGCUUAGCUUUUUGUUUUUCCUUGAUAGUGUGCAAGUAGCCACAUAAAAAUUGUUUUUCUGUAGGUUUAGAUCGAUUUUCUAAGCUUGAUAACGUUUUAGUCACAACAGUCUAUCUGUGGGCAAAUCCAAUGCAAUUAUGGUUACCUAAAGAGCUAUGAUUAAUAUUUUUUUUAUAUUACUUGAUAGAUUAAUGAGCAUAGCGUUAUUAUGUGAUUAGAGUUUGAUCAUAGGACGUAUCUAAAAAGGAAAAACACUAAAUUAAUUUGUAAUUAGUAGUACGAGCUCAAAAAUGCGUAAAUUUAUCAAAACAAGGCGUCUGAUGUUAUUUGGUGAGUGAAAUUUUUAAAUUAAUAUAUUUCUGGUGACUCCCUAAGAUUAAAGUAUUCAAGUUCAAAAUAAAAUGUUUGAACUUUUGACAGCCAUAAGGCGGCCAUAUUGGCAUUGCUUCUAUACAAUUUAACCACAAACCUUGAUUAAACAACCAUCGUACAGUGAUUAGGCUUUUUGCGGCUACCGUUUUGCAGCACAAAGGGAAUUGAAUAAGUCAUUAUACUGAAAGACUAUUACUUCAUAUAAAGUCCGACGUAAGGAACAUCAUUUAGAUAAAGGACAAUUGUUAAUUAAAAGGAUUGACGAACACAAGUUUGAAUACGUUCUAGAUGGAGUUUUACGCGAAACUGGAACACAGCUGCAUAUCAUAGUAACUAAUUUGUAAAUGUUAUUAUAAGGCAAUAUAGUCCAUUCAUCAAUGGCCUAUUGCGAACAUUAACGAGAAAAAUCAUUAAACCGUUGAAACAAUAAAUUUGACCAUUUAAGUGUGAUAUCCAAAUUGAYCCAAAAACUGAAAACAACGCAACUAGAGCGUACUAAGAUGUAUUAAUUAAAUACGUAUUUCAC